AGGAAGGCGGGGACCCGGGGCAAAGCUGCAGCCACCAAGCAGGCCCAACGCGGCUCUUCCAAUGUCUUUUCCAUGUUUGAACAAGCCCAGAUCCAGGAGUUCAAGGAAGCCUUCAGCUGCAUUGACCAGAACCGUGAUGGUAUCAUUUGCAAGUCUGACCUGAGGGAAACCUACUCCCAGCUUGGGAAGGUGAAUGUCCCAGAUGAGGAGCUAGAAAUCAUGCUGCAGGAGGGGAAGGGCCCCAUCAACUUCACUGUCUUCCUCACACUCUUCGGAGAGAAGCUCAAUGGGACAGACCCCGAGGAAGCCAUCCUGAGCGCCUUCCGCAUGUUUGACCCCAGUGGCCAAGGGGUGGUGAACAAGGAUGAGUUCAAGCAGCUUCUCCUGACCCAAGCAGAUAAGUUUUCUCUGGCAGAGGUUGAGCAGAUGUUUGCCCUGGCACCCAUGGACCUGGCAGGGAACAUCGACUACAAAUCCCUGUGUUACAUUAUCACCCAUGGAGAUGAGAAAGAAGAGUGAAGAGAGGAGGUGCUUCUGGGGUUGACUCGGGCCUGUGGAACCCUCAAUAAACUGUGUUGCUGAAUU
Molecule: messenger RNA, 585 nt
Organism: Orycteropus afer afer
Lineage: Eukaryota; Metazoa; Chordata; Mammalia; Tubulidentata; Orycteropodidae
Gene: MYL7
Product: myosin light chain 7
Biological process (GO): cardiac muscle tissue development; heart contraction
Cellular component (GO): myofibril; cytoplasm
Molecular function (GO): calcium ion binding
Source: RefSeq, a predicted model, not a curated record